Anopheles arabiensis is the source of this 5105-nucleotide messenger RNA. RefSeq names its product E3 ubiquitin-protein ligase KCMF1 (gene Kcmf1). Gene Ontology annotation, cellular component: plasma membrane. The record is from RefSeq and is a predicted model, not a curated record. Bases 1382 to 3082 code for a protein of 566 amino acids. The transcript is spliced from 5 exons. Gene Ontology annotation, biological process: synaptic signaling. Lineage: Eukaryota; Metazoa; Arthropoda; Insecta; Diptera; Culicidae. Gene Ontology annotation, molecular function: zinc ion binding.
CAGCAAAGCAAAGAGUCAUCAUCACGGGCGCAAGAAGGGAAUGAUUUUUUCGUCGCGGAAAAAACGAGCUGUGCAAGAAUUCCCAUCCCAACUUUCUGUGCCGUGUGCCGUGUGCGAAACUCCAACUGUCCUGUGGUGCCCUGCCGCCCGACACCGGAACCGGAAGGACACGCCAUAGCGUUCGGGUGAAGAGGGAAAGAAAAAGAAAGCGCACGAAAGAGGUGCUCCCGUCGCUCUCGAGUUACAUCGGAAGUGGUGGCAAGGCAAAUAAAACGUCCAAUGCCAUUGUGUGGCCACCGUUCGUCGUGCGGUUCGCUUCAUCUGCCAAGUGUGUGCGUCCGUGUUAACUGCUUCCAAUAAUUAUUAAAGGCUCGCUGUGCUGCCGAUCUGUGAAUAUGCAUUGCGUUACUGCUGCACAAUAGAGCGAAGAACCAAUACGGGCCCCAGCGUACAGGUGAAUGUGUGCGGUCGCACACUGACAUUCAUAAACACACACACAUACAUAGCCAGAAGAGAGGAAAAGAAAAAUACACAUCGCUCGCCCCACAAACCACGGUGUUAUGUGAAUAGUUUUCCUAGCCUGGCCUGCUUGCGCUGCUGACGGUGUAUGUGUGCGUGUGCGUGUGCGGUGCGUGUUUGUGCGUACGUAUAUUGCGUGUGCCCCGAUACAGGGUGUAUGUGUGUUUCGGAGCAGCAAAGGCGACACCGAAUUGUGCACUUUUCUAGCACUGAAAAUUGUGUCAGACGGUGUGCGUGAUUGUGUGUGUGUGUGUGUGUGAGAGUGGUGCGUCAGUGGGUGGGGGGAUCGCACAAAAGUGUCAGCGCAAUAAUCAAAGGGAGAGGAGGCGGAGCGGAGCCCCCGGCGUGCAAGGGAACGGGAAAAGGUUGGCAAAAGAGUGGGACAACCCUGCUGCCGCAGCCAACUAUCGAUCACAUUGUCACACGGGUGUCACGGAAAAGCAGAGGCACAAAGCACACAUACACAUACACACACACAGUUUUGUGAAAAGCGAGGUGAGCCUAACGGGGACGGUUGUGCUCGGAGUGUUUGGUCAGAUUUUCCCCCACUCAUUCCCCCACUCCACCCAGCCCCGCUACAAAGGGCGCGCAUCUCCGAACAAGUAGGCCGACCAGACAACGGUGCAGAGAGGGGUGAACGGUGAAAAUCGGUGUUGUUCGCUAGUGUGUGCGCGCGCGAGUGUAGAAUUGCAUUGGCCGUUCUCUUGGCUACGCGCGGCUCCCGGUGUGUGUGUGUGCGUGCGUGCGUGUUGGCCACUGUGUGUCUCUUGCUGGCCUGGCCUGGUUGCCGACUAGUGUGUGUGUGUGUGUGCGCGCGUAGUGUGUGUGCUUAAGGUGCCGGAGGUCUAGGAGUGAAAAAAUAAUGAGUCGCCAUGAAGGGGUCAGCUGUGAUUCGUGCUUGAAAAGUAACUUCCGCGGCAGACGGUACAAGUGUCUGAUCUGCUAUGAUUACGAUCUGUGCGCGACCUGCUAUGAGGAGGGCGCGACCACAACCCGCCACUCGACCGACCACCCGAUGCAGUGCAUACUGACGCAGUCCGACUUCGAGCUGUACUAUGGGGGCGAGGUGCUGCAGGCCGACCAGCCCCAAUCGUUCACCUGCCCGUACUGCAAGCGGAUGGGGCUGAGCGAUUCCGCCCUGCUGGAGCACGUCAGUGCGGAGCACACCGACACCGGGCUGGAGGUGGUGUGCCCGGUCUGUGCCGCGCUGCCCGGCGGCGAGCCCAACUUCGUGACGGACGAUUUCGCGCGCCAUCUCAGCCUGGAGCAUCGGAGCGGAUCCCGGGAUCUCAUCUCGUUUCUGGAUGAGCCAUCAGCGAUCCGCCACGGAGGUGUCAGAAGGAUGCCCCACUCGGGCCGUGCGCUCGGCGGGCCCCGAUCCCGUCGAUCCAACAUGCACUUCAGCUCAUCCGGCGGAGGGCUGUCCACGCUGUCCCCGUCGGGCAGAGAGUCGGUUGACCCGAUCGCGGAACUGCUGCAGCAGCUAUCGAACGUACGUCGCGGUGGUGCGCCGCAACCAUCACAGCUGCAGCAACUGCAAAUGCAGAUUCAGCUCGAGCGACAGCAAGUCACCGCCGCUCGUCAACAGUUGGAACGACUACCGAGACGACAGCAGCAGCCGGCCGUCGUGUCCUCCGCCCCGAACGCAACCGGUGUCAACAACAAUGCAAUCGGCGCGACACAAGCCAAUCCGAACCAUACAAUCAUCACACUGAACGCCGGCGGGCGCGAUGGUCCGAUCGCAGCCUCCUCCUCGUUGCCAAUGGUGUCGACCGGUGUCGGCGGGGUGUGCAAUGUGCCCGGUACGGUUGGCGGUGCAGCCGGCGCUGGUUCCAGCGCGCAGCAGUCGCAGUUUCUGAUGGCCCGCUUCAUGGUGCCCACCAUGGACGAUGCCGAACAGACCCAGCUGGGGCGUGAUAGAGCGGACAGAUCCCAAUUUGUUCAAGCUUUAAUGUUAUCAACCAUCGCAAACGUUCAACCGUUCAACAAAAACGCCGAGGAAGAGCUGUCCGAUGAGUUGAGUUCAAUGAAUUUAGGUGUCGGCGGUGGCACCAACACGUGCAGCAGUACCGUUAACAGUAGUGUAAAGAGGCCGGCAUCGGACGAUGGUGGCGAGACCGCGGUGGGGGAGCUGCUGCUACAGGAUGGUGGUGCUACGGACAGCAGCAACUACGGCAAGGAGGAUGGCAAUUGUGAUAGUUUCAAGCUAGGUGCCGAUUCCGCCAACGGUGGGUCGAACGACGAGUCGCCGAACAUGAUGCAUCCGUCGGCCGCACAGCACGCGCUAGGUCCCCAGCAGCAGCAGCAGCAGCGUGGUGGACAUGCCGGCAAAUCGAAAAGCGGCAGCUCGACCAAGUCGGGCCUGGGUGGUGGUGGCGGUGGUGCCGGUGGUGGUGGUGGCGGCGGUCCAGUUGAACGCAGAGCGUCCCGCCAAACGCCCCCGUCCGGUGGUGGUGGCGCUAACGCGGCCAAAGCCCGCGAACUGAAGCAGGCGAACUCGUCGUCAAACACUUCCACGUCGGUGUCCUCGAGACAGCAGCACCACGUGCCCGACUCCAGGUAGUGUUUGGUCGGCGAACUGGUAUAAGUUAUUUAGCAAAACAGCAGGAGCAGCAUGAAAACAGAAGAAGCGGACAGUGGGAGAGUAAUCCGGUAACCGAUGCCGUUGCCGUCGCCCGUAGCAGUAGUAGCAGUGUAGUCACACAAAAACAAACCCACAUUAUCUAUUUGUCUCUUAAUCCAUGGAAUGGUAAGGUAAAGGCACGGUUAGGCGAAGAAAAAUGCAACUCCCUUCCGCUCCCAUUGAGGUUUUCUGCACGACUGGCAGUGGAAAUAAAUUAUAGAAUGUGUGUGCGUGUGUGUGUGUGAGCUGAAUGAAUGUGUGUGAGAGGCAGUAAUAUCGGCAGUAAGGCUACGCAAUCGGGGAGAAAUAGGGAAGCAUGUGCUUUGUUUUUGCCUCACCUACAUACAGUGGGAGUGUUUUUUGUGUGUGUGAGUGUGUGUGUGUGUGUGUGUGUGUGUAAAACAAGAAGAAGAAGAAGAAGAAAACAAACAGCAAACAAGUAAAAUUAUUAUGUGUGAUCACCAAACCAAGCAAAACAAAACAGAAACGCAGUUAGAGAAUGAAUUCAAGAAUCGGCAGAUAAUGCAAAUUAGCCAGCACUGGGCAACAUUUAAGUGGAAAGAAAAGUAUACACCACCUUCAUCAGCUCUAACGGAGGGUGGUGGUGGGUGGGAAAAUUGGAUGUAGGAAAUUUAUGCCACAAACAAACACAGGUCACAUAAACUACUAAACCCUAGAGCCUAUCUUUGUAAGAAGGAAUGGAAUAAUAAGGUGGCGGCAGCGGGACGUUGGUUUUGAGUGUGAUAACGAAUUUGAGAGUAUUUUUGAAGCACCAAAAAUAUGGUCAGAAGUGAUUUAUCACACCAAAAAUGCUGCAUUUCAAUUAGCCAAAAAGAAAAGGAAAAGAAGAACAAAAUUACAUUUGAUCCAUCCAAUUCUCUCAGUUGUUCAUCGGUGCCCACCUGUGAAGCCACGUUUGUUUCCUUCUUAUACUGUGCAUAGUCUUUUUAAAAGACUCUAUGCUAACGCUUUCGAUUGUAAUAUUGGUUGGUAAUAAUUUAACAUACUUAUUCUUAUACGCGUAUAGUUUAAACUUGUUCACUAUCUGCACAUAUACACACAGUUUACGCAUCGACACAUGGAGUCAGAGCGAAAUGGGGUUUGUUUUCGGCAACUUCAUGCAGCAGCAGCCAGCAGCCUGGUGUGUUCUGUGAACGUGGAACAAAUAAUCUUACUUGAAUUUGUGCCGGUUCGCGGACGGCUAUCGUCGAUGGUACUCGAUGGUGUACUACUACCGUCGAUGGAUCGAAUUUCAACUAACCAAACACACACACACAUACAAUGCAUGUUGUUCUUGCAAAUGCUGAGCAUUAAUCUUGGUCCUUGUUAGUAUACAAAGUCUGACAUUAGAAGAAAGGGAAACACAAGCAAACAAACGAGGGAAUGGUUUUCAACGGCCCAAACCUGAUUGGGAGCGUUUGGGAAUGUAAAAAAAAAAAUGAAUGGGAGGGAAAGAUCGAGCGAAAGAGCGAGCAGAAUACAUUAUUAAUCAUUGCGCAAAAAGAUAUCGUACGAUUCAAACAAGCACCAUGCCAAGCUGAGAUAUCCUAUAAGCUAAGCACUAGUAAUAACCGUGAAUAUAUGGACCUGAAGCCAAGAGGGAGUGAAAGCAGUCGAUAAGAGUGAUGAUUAUGCAAGGGAUGCAAAGUAGAAGAGUUAGAGAGGGAAAGAGAUACGGAAGAGGAAGAGAGAGAGAGAGAGAUAGAGAGGCCAUUCAUAAACGUGUUUGUUGGAUAUUUCUUAAAAAUUCAGUUAGCGUUGCAUUACUCCACACUACCAACUCCCAGGCGGCGGGAGUGCACUACUGAACGCAAGGACGGGCGGCACUUCUUAACGCAAAAGCGAAAAGUGUACAUCUAUACAAGGUAUAACACACAGCAUCCAUAUAUACGUUAUGCUACUUAGUUUAAUUUGGGCCGACUGAUGAUUCGUCCUGCGAAGGUGUUCCGUUCCGCAAAAAAAA